Molecule: messenger RNA, 4219 nt
Organism: Cinclus cinclus
Lineage: Eukaryota; Metazoa; Chordata; Aves; Passeriformes; Cinclidae
Gene: TJAP1
Product: tight junction associated protein 1
Exons: 11
Coding region: 359-2251 (630 amino acids)
Biological process (GO): Golgi organization
Cellular component (GO): trans-Golgi network
Source: RefSeq, a predicted model, not a curated record
CGGGCGGGGGCAAAGUUUGGGGCGGGGCCGAACCGGGGCCGAACCGGGGCCGAACCAGCUGCAAAGUCAGUGGGACCCCUGGUGGAGCCGAGCCCGACCGGAUUCAGAGGAGGAGCCAGGAUGAAGGGCCUAUGUAAGAUGAAGCAAUGAAUCCUUACUGAAGCAUCAGACAGCAGGAGCUGUUGGCCAGAUGCUGCUGAAUGCUGACAGGAGAAAGCUGAUUUGGAGACAAACGACCAGAAAUGUUUGGACACGUCGUCACUUUGGAUCUGUCAUCUGAGUGAGUGUUGUGGCUUCAUGAGGCUUUGAAUCUGAGCCCAGGCAGGUAACUCGCUUUCGGAGCCACGCAGGUGGGAGGAUGUCGAGCACAGCCCCGUCAAAGAAGCCUUACCGCAAGGCGCCCCCGCAGCAUCGUGAAAUCCGACAUGAGGUACCCAUCAUUCGUGAUGACCAGGAUGGAGUGAUCUUGGCUGAGCAGAGUCAGGAACCCUUGACGGAUGCAGAAAGGAUGAAGCUACUGCAACAUGAGAAUGAGGAGCUUCGUCGAAGGCUGACAUAUGUGACUAACAAAAUGGAGGCAAUGGAGAGGGAACUGGAGUCAGGUCAAGACUACCUGGAGAUGGAACUGGGCCAGAACCGUGAGGAGCUGGAGAAGUUCAAGGACAAAUUCCGUAGGUUGCAGAAUAGCUACACUGCUUCCCAGAGAACCAAUCAGGACCUGGAGGAGAAGCUGCAUGCCCUGAUUAAAAAGGCAGAAAUGGACCGCAAGACGCUGGACUGGGAGAUUGUAGAGCUCACUAAUAAAUUGCUUGAUGCCAAAACUACCAUCAAUAAGCUGGAGGAACUCAAUGAACGCUAUCGACAGGACUGUAACCUUGCAGUACAGCUGCUCAAGUGUAACAAGUCUCACUUCAGGAACCACAAGUUUGCUGAUCUUCCUUACGAGCUGCAGGACAUGGUGAAUAAGCAUUUGCACAGCACACAGGAGUCUGCAGGCCCUGGCCAAGAGAUAGCCCACACCUUGGCUCCAUCUGAUGUUGUGCCCACCUCAGUCAUCGCCAGAGUCUUGGAGAAACCAGAAUCUCUGGUUCUGAAUUCAGCCAAGUCUAGCAGUGGCAACUGUCCCAUGGCUGAGGAUGUCUUUGUGCAUGUGGACAUGAGUGGAGCCCUUUCUGAUGCCUGCAACAGUGCAGGGCAGAUGGGGAAGGAGGGAGGAGAUGCAGGAAAACAGCAGAAUGGUGGCUGCAAGCCACAGAGUAGUGUGGAAAGUGUGCCUGAGGAGGUACCUGCCUUUGAGAAGCUAAGCCCAUACCCUACUCCCUCACCUCCGCAUCCUAUGUACCCAGGGCGCAAAGUGAUUGAAUUCUCUGAGGACAAGGUAAGGAUCCCAAAGAACAGCCCCCUGCCCAACUGUACAUAUGCUACACGCCAGGCCAUCUCCCUCAGCCUGGUACAGAGCGAAGAUGAGAGCUGCGACAGGCACCGGACACUCCCCAGCAGCCCUGCUUCAGAAGGACGCCAUUCAGCCUCCAGCUGUUCCUGUCAGCAGUCCCCCAAAGCAGCCAGGGCUCACGGUUCUUCCCAGAGCAGCCCGUUCAGCAGCCCUCCCCAAAUCCCGAGCGCCUUUGCCAGCUCUGCCAGCUCUGAGGAGGACCUGCUGGCUAACUGGCAGCGUAUGUUUGUGGAUAAGGCACCCCCCACCUCGGAGCGAGUGCUGAUGAAUCGCACAGCUUUCAGCCGUGACACAGCCCCCGAGCUCCAGAAGAGGUUCAGCCGCUCCAUGCAGGAGCUGGGUAGGGCAGCGUCAGCUUACUCAGAUGGUGAGGAGUCUGCACAGAGCUGCAGCUGGACCGUGAGCCGGGACUCGAGCGUGGACACAGACAGCACCGAGUCCAGAGCCCGCAGGAGCCAUUUCUCCUCAGACUAUGGUACAGAUUUCUCCCAGGAUGAAGCUCAGAAGCUGUUGCUUGAAAGCAGCGGAGGUGCUGCUGAGCCUGAAAGCCCCUCACCAGAGAAGCACAAGGACUAUGUAGACCUUGGCUUGCCUGAGAGCCCAGCCGAGGAGAGAGAAAUGCUGCUCCGGGGAAACAAGGAGAGCAGCCAGGGAGGUAUCCAAGAGGAAAGCGGAGAAGGCAGGGUCAAGCCUCCUUUCAUUCGGCCGCACCGCAGCCCCAAGAGGAUGGGGGUGCACCACUUACAUCGCAAAGACAGUCUGACACAAGCCCAGGAACAGGGCAACCUUCUCAGCUGAGGCGGAGCAAGAAGCAGCCACGCUUAGCAGAGCUGUGGGAUGCCCUCAUCAGUCUACCUGAGGGAGAAGCCUCCCUUAAUACUCUCCUCCACAGGGAAAUGUGCUCUGAGGUUUUAUAUUUCCCCAGCACCUCAGACCCACAGUACAAGCACACAUGGUGUGCAGAAGCACACCCACUGCCCUGACACACUCGCAGCUCUCUUCACAGCCUCACACUGGUGCCUGUACCAGAGCUAGUUCUUGGUACCCCUUGUCUUGGUGCCUGUGCCUCUUUUUGCUCUCCUCCCCCUUCCUACUCAGGUACCUGAGGCCCUGGGUGCUCUCGAGUUGUUUCCCCACAGCUGCUCUGCUCUCUUUUAACUUGUGCCAACAGGGCAGAGUGCCUGUGUGGUGGUGUCUGAUUCCCUGGGAGCCCCAGGGGCUGUGAGUGGGGCAUGAGGACUCUCCCAGCAGAUGGCUGUGUGCCGUGGGGAUGUGCUGGGAUUGCUGGUGUCUCAUUUUCCUCCUGGGUUUUGUUUUCCCCAGCCGCCCACUAGGUGGGCCUCCAAAAUCUGCCUCUGCAAGGUCGCUGUUGUGUGUCUCCAGGGCUGGGCUCUGCACCUUGGUCCUCACUGGGGCAAUGCACAGGGGCUGGUGCUGUGGUGUGGGGCACAGGUGCUGCCUGCUGAGGUGGUUCAGGGAGGCAGUGCCUGCUGGGUGCUGGGGUUUGUGUUUGUAUGUCUCCUCCCUCACACCUCUUCCCCUGCUCUCUGUGCUGUUUUGUUUGAACGGUGCUGAUGUUUUGCUCUUGGGUGGGCUUCUUUCUUCUUUCCAAGCCUUUGGUUUUGGGGUGUAUUGUUUUUUUCUUUCUCCCACCCUGUAUAAACAGACACAGCGUUGGCAGCCAGUCUGAUGCCUGCACUGAGGGUGUGUUGAGGAGUCUCAGCUAUCAGAGCUGCACUUCCCUCUGAUCCUGGCCUCCAGCCUGCAGAAACCCCUCCAGAUUCAAGAACAAGGUCUUGCCCCAGGCAAGCAAGGCGUGAAGGAUGCUACCGGGCUUUUCUGGGAAGGGCUUGGUGCAGGGCCAGCAGAGAUGUGAGGGCAGCAUGCUGAGGAGCUGCUCCCUGCAGAUGCACUACCUCAUGGCUCGGCAGCAGCCGUUCACCAGGGUCUCCUUGCACGCCCCCUUCUCUGGGGAGCUCCAGGCUCUGGUGCUUCUCUGGGGCCUCCCUUUCUGGGUGGAGCUCUCUGUGUGUUUUUCCUAGCCUAGUGUGAUAUUGUGUGACUUUUCUUCUCAGUCUUGUGUGCUCAGUGUCUUGUUGGGGGGGAGGGAAGGGGAGAGGUCUGUAGAUGUAGGUAUUUUUUUGAGGGCUUAAAAAGCCCAGGCCUCCUAUUUUAAUUUUGUCCUGUGCCCUUGUCUGUCUGGUGUUUCUUGGCUUCCAUGGGGGUACAGGGCAGAGAACAGCCCAAUUCCCUUCACCAUACCCCCUUCAAACCCUGCCCUCAGCCUGCUGUCUGGUUUUUGAGUUGCGUUUGUGUUGUCCUCUCACCCUACACCAUGUGGGCUCUCCAUUGGGCUGGAGGAGAGCAUCCUUCUCUCCAGGAGGGAGCAUCUGUUAAUAUGCUUACAUCAAGAUUUGCAGCCAAGAGCUGUCUGGGGGCCCUGCUCCCCUCCCCAAACUCCUGUCUCUGUAAAGGGCUUGCAGCUUGUAGCUGGGGCCAGCCAGGGCUUCAGCUUGGGCCUGGAGGCUCCAGGGCCAGUGAAAGGGAGCUGCAGGCCUCUCUGGCAAGCUGUGUAGGUUGUUUUAUGUACCCUGGGCAGAGCUGCUGCCUACACACUCACCUUGUUUCCCACCUAGAACAGUUGUGGAGCUGGAUACCACCCUCUAGUGGGGGAGGUGGGACUCAGUAUUUCACUGCAGUGUUUCUCUGCAGGCAGGCUGGUGCUGAGAGAGGGAUCUGCUGAUCCUGCAGAGUGUUUAUCUCCCC